Dioscorea cayenensis subsp. rotundata (Guinea yam) is the source of this 1348-nucleotide messenger RNA. RefSeq names its product alpha/beta hydrolase domain-containing protein 17C-like. The record is from RefSeq and is a predicted model, not a curated record. The transcript has 6 exons. NCBI's taxonomy places the organism in Eukaryota, Viridiplantae, Streptophyta, Magnoliopsida, Dioscoreales, Dioscoreaceae. Bases 78 to 1223 code for a protein of 381 amino acids.
GAUCCUUUUCGUCGUCGGAGAUGGAAACGCGAGGCCUCUCGUAGGGAACGCGUUUCCCCACCGAGCUCCGGCGAGGGAUGGGGGGCAUGGCGUCGGCGUUGGCGGCGAGGUUCGCUUUCUUCCCGCCGACGCCACCUUCGUACCGUGUGGACGCGUCGGUUGGGAGGCUCACGCUCGAGGGGAUGCCGGGAAGGGUGGGAAACGCGGAGGUUAGGAUUCUGGAAACGAGGAGGGGAAACGAGAUCGUCGCCGUGUAUGUCCGGCACGCGUCGGCGAAGCUCACGGUGUUGUAUUCCCAUGGCAACGCCGCGGAUCUUGGCCAGCUCUCCGAGCUCUUCGCCGAGCUCAGCACGCACCUUCGCGUCAAUCUUAUGGGAUAUGAUUAUUCUGGUUAUGGGAGGUCUUCUGGAAAGCCAAGUGAACAGAAUACUUAUGCAGAUAUAGAGGCUGCUUAUAAAUGUUUAUUGGAGACUUAUGGUGCUCAUGAAGAAGAUAUCAUUUUAUAUGGACAAUCAGUUGGAAGUGGCCCGACUUUGGAUUUAGCUAUGAGAUUGCCUUGCUUAAGGGCCGUUGUUCUACAUAGCCCCAUCUUGUCUGGACUGCGUGUCAUGUAUCCUUUGAAGCACACUUACUGGUUUGACAUAUACAAGAAUAUAGACAAAAUUCCGCAGGUUCAAUGCCCAGUGUUAGUUAUUCAUGGGACAGAGGAUGAUGUAGUUGAUUUCUCUCACGGCAAGAAGCUAUGGGAGUUAAGCAAAGAGAAAUAUGAGCCUUUAUGGGUUAAAGGUGGGAACCACUGUGAUUUGGAACUCUUCCCAGAAUACAUAAGGCACCUUAAGAAGUUCAUAUCCGCCAUGGAGCAAUCACCUGCCACUCGAAAUGAAUCUACAAAAAGCUCUGAUCCCUCUGAUUCACCUAGGCCAAGCAUUGGUUGUUUCGAAAUUUCAAGAAAAAGUACAGAUCAAGGAAGUAAGUCAACACCAAUGACUGACAAUAAGGAGAAGCAUAGGCAUAGCACAGAUCAAAGAGAGAAGCCAAUAGACAGCACAGAAAAGAAGGAAAAGCCGAGGAAGAGCCUUGACAAUUCAGACAAGAAGAGCAACCAUAUGGACAACCACGAGAAGCCAAGAAAUAGCAUUGAUCGGUUUGGAGAAAUCAUGCGGUCAGUCAGCUUGUGCAAUAUCAACUGCUUCAGACCUACAGCUCGAGGAUUUGAGGGGUAGAAACUAGAAAGGUCAGUGUUUGCAGCAUGUUGUAACUGAUUAUUCUUUUAAUUGAUCUGUCGCGUGGUUUGUCAUUGUGAUAAUGAAAAACAGUAUAGAUCAAUCUAACCGGAACUUCAAAGUUU